Messenger RNA from Colletotrichum fioriniae, 894 nucleotides. RefSeq lists its product as uncharacterized. The record is from RefSeq and is a predicted model, not a curated record. Lineage: Eukaryota; Fungi; Ascomycota; Sordariomycetes; Glomerellales; Glomerellaceae.
AUGCACCUAGAACGGCCACGCAUCGUCGUGAUCAGAGGCGUACCAGACGGCUCGGGCGUCCAGGCCUCCGGCAAUGACCUGGGCAACAUGGCCUGCAACGCAAACUGGUACUGCGAGAACAGGAGCCCGGCGCUUUUUCGUGUGUGCGACGAGUCACGCCGCGAAGCCAUGUCCUUCUUCAGGAUCCGGCUGCCAAUGAGGUCAUUGGCGCCCGACAGCCACGGGUUCCCGGAUCUGAAGCAUAGAAACCCGGCGUGGGACCGGAUCUACAUCAACCCUGACUGGGACCUUGUGCUCUACCAGGGCGCCACCAGGUCUCUCACUAUGCCCAUCCUUGCCAGCGACCUGCUCGCCCACGACCCAUUGGGCAGAGGGGUCGCGCACUAUGGAUCGAAUGACUGGCCCCAGAGCAUCUGGCAGGUUGAUCCAGAUCCCGGCUUUGGCAUGGCUACCCUGAAUGAAUCCUUUGCCUGCCUCAAAACCUUUAUCCUCUGUACGAGGUCCACGUCUGAGAUAACCCGUCCACUCGGCGAGGGCUAUGUACAUGCUGUGGCUGGCGAUGUUGGCCUUACUAGCUUGCGUGACUCUGGCUCUAGCUUUGGCUCUCACGCGUUUGACUGGCAUCGUGCCUCAUCAGGGAUGGCCGCAAAGACCCCAAACAACAGUAUGGUCCGAAAGGCGCUGGUCUUUGGCAAAGGCGUCGACCAAUCGGUUGUGAAUAACCUCGUCACGAUGGAAAUGACCACCCGUAUCCGCGAUGGGGAGCUCGCCUGGGCCCUCCACUCGACGACCGAUGGCUGGGUCAUCAGGAUCGCCUGGCAACCCCCGGACUGCGCCGUCUCCCAUGUCAUGCACCUCACCACGGGUCCCAUUAGGGAAUCCAAAGUAAGUUGA